AUGAGGCUAGGGCUGAGGCUGAGGCUGAAGCUGAGGCUGAGGCUGAGGCUAGAGUUGAAGCUGGAGCUGAGGCUAGAGCUAAGGCUGGGGCUGAGGCUAGAGCUGAGGCUCGGGCUGAGGUUAGUGCUAAGAAUACUGGCUAAGACUAGGGCUAAAACUAGAGUUGAAGCUAGAGCUGAGGCUAGGACUGAGGCUAUGGCUGAAGCUAUGGCUGAGGCUAGGGCUGAGGCUAGGGUUGAGACUAGUGCUGAGGCUAGACCUGACGCUCGGGCGAAGGCUAGGGCUGAAGCUAUUGCUAAAACUAGGACUAAGCCAAAACUACAGAGUUUUUUCAAAUGA
Messenger RNA from Bursaphelenchus okinawaensis, 339 nucleotides. The record is from the annotation of a GenBank genome assembly. Lineage: Eukaryota; Metazoa; Nematoda; Chromadorea; Rhabditida; Aphelenchoididae.